Molecule: messenger RNA, 1915 nt
Organism: Capsella rubella
Lineage: Eukaryota; Viridiplantae; Streptophyta; Magnoliopsida; Brassicales; Brassicaceae
Product: putative UPF0481 protein At3g02645
Exons: 2
Coding region: 1-1602 (533 amino acids)
Source: RefSeq, a predicted model, not a curated record
AUGAACCGAAGGUUAAAUGUACCGGACACGAUUCUUGAGUUUAAGGAGUCGGCUCCAGGGAUGUGGUGGUUUCCUACAAACCCUGAGCAUCGUUGCAUCUACCGAGUCCCUCAUCGCCUACGUCGUGUAAGUCCAGAAGCAUACACGCCUCAAUUACUCCUCAUUGGACCUCUUCACCAUUCUUUAAAAUUUCAAGCCUUCUCUCGUGGAGAUAUCACAAACACAAAGCUAAUAGGCUACUUGAACAUGGAGGAGCAUAAGAAGAUCUACCUUGCCAGAUUUUCAGAAAGGCUUAAAGGGGAAAAAACCAUUGAUGAACUCAGAGGAACAAUAGAACAAAAUGAAGAUAUAAUCAGGGCAAGCUACUCUGAAUCUACCGCCUGGAUUGAAUCUCCAAAGUUCGUGGACAUGAUCCUGCACGACUCUGUUUUCAUACUAGAGUUCCUUUUAAGGAGUAAUGAGCACCAAAGCUCACUCACCAAGAAAACAUGGGAUCCUAUAUUUGAGCAGCCUUGUCUUCAGACCACUGUGGACGAAGACCUCAUUUUGCUCGAGAAUCAACUUCCUUACUUCAUCCUCGAGAAACUCUUCGAUCCUAUCGUUCCUAGACUCAGGCAAAACCAGACACUCCGUGAGAUAGUCAUCACUUACUUCAGGUUCCAAGGUAAUAUAAGAGAUGGCUCCAGAUUCAAACAUUUCACUGAUCUAUCCAGAUGUGUUCGCGUGGAGACACUUAAGUCCAAAGAAAAGGCUAAGAGUAAAUUCAGAUCUUUAGCUGGUCUAUUCAAAUUUGCCCGCUUGGGAGCACACGGGUCAACAGAAUCAGUAAGGAGUCAUCCUGAAGGACACGAAGCUUUUCGCAUGGAGGAGGAGACACAUGGGUCAAGAGAACCAACUAAGACCAAAUUCAGAUAUAUAGCUGAUCUUUUCCGAUGUGUUCCCAUGGAGACACAAGGGUCAAGAGAUACAGAAAAGAGUCGUCUUGAACGAUUCAAGACUCAUCGCAUGGACGAGACACGUGGUUGUAAAAAAAAAAAAACGAAGCCCCCGAUCAUCAAACACAUGUAUAGUGCGGCAAAGCUACACAAUGCUGGGGUGAAGUUCAAGGCCGUGACAGAUGAGUUCUCAAUAGAUGUCAGGUUCGAGAAUGGUUGCUUGAAGAUACCUUGUUUGUGGGUUCCGGAUGAUGCGGAGAUCACACUAAGAAAUAUAAUGGCCCUUGAGCAAUGCCAUUACCCUUUCCAAGCAUUCGUCUGUAACUUCGUCAGUUUCUUGGAUUUUCUCAUCGACACUGAUAAGGACGUCGACUUGCUCAUGGAGAACGGGAUACUAAACAACUGGGGGGAGAAGAGUUCGGUGGCCGUAGCGGAGAUGGUGAACACACUCUUUUCGGGGGUGGUGGAGAGUCAUUCUUGCUAUGCUGGUAUAGCGUAUAGAGUCAACGCCUAUUAUGAAAAUCCAUUCAACAGGUCACGCACGAUCCUCGGUCGCCAGUAUUUCGGUAAUCUAUGGAGAGGUACGGCCACCGUCGCUGCCGCGCUUCUGUUGGUGAUGACUCUUAUCCAGACGGUAGCUUCGGUUAUGCAGGUUAUGCAAAAGUGAACGUUCUUUUCACUUGCUUGGACGACUUCGUUUUCAUUCUCUCCCGUUAAUUCUGUCUUUUGUGUUUUAAAUUUUUGAAUAAAUUAGGCAUUUCUACCAUUUCCCCUCUCUCGUCAUAUGUGUUUUAAUAAGUUAAUUUAUAGUCAUGUCACAAAUCACAAUCUAUUACGAAGUGUGGGAUUUUAUUCCGAGAGUUUUUUUUUUUUUUAACAGUGUUUAGAAAUGUGUAGAUUUUAUUCCGAGAGUUGUAAUAAUGUUGUAUCCAGAAGCUGUUUUGCUCAAGACUCGCUAAUAAUAAAGCCUUUGAAUUGAA